AGCUUGAAGAAAAACUCAAAGAGAAAGUAGACACCAGCCUCGUAGAACGGAUCAACCUGAUGGGAGAGAUGGAUACCUUCAGCAUAGUCAUUUCCAACAGUAUCCAGCUUCUGGUGCAGGAUUUGGAUGCUGCCUGUGACCCAGCGCUCACCGCCAUGAGCAAGAUGCAAUGGCAGAACGUGGAACACGUCGGAGACCAGAGUCCCUAUGUCACCUCCGUAAUCCUUCACAUCAAGCAGAACGUCCCCAUCAUUCGUGAUAACCUGGCCUCGACCCGGAAGUAUUUCACACAGUUUUGCAUCAAGUUUGCCAAGUGAGUG
Molecule: messenger RNA, 320 nt
Organism: Anolis sagrei ordinatus
Lineage: Eukaryota; Metazoa; Chordata; Lepidosauria; Squamata; Anolidae
Source: RefSeq, a predicted model, not a curated record